Nannizzia gypsea CBS 118893 is the source of this 756-nucleotide messenger RNA. RefSeq lists its product as hypothetical. Gene Ontology annotation, biological process: siroheme biosynthetic process. The record is from RefSeq and is a predicted model, not a curated record. The transcript is spliced from 3 exons. NCBI's taxonomy places the organism in Eukaryota, Fungi, Ascomycota, Eurotiomycetes, Onygenales, Arthrodermataceae. Bases 1 to 756 code for a protein of 251 amino acids. Gene Ontology annotation, molecular function: protoporphyrin ferrochelatase activity; precorrin-2 dehydrogenase activity.
AUGUCCGGUGAAUUCCCUGCUAUUCAACCAGGCGGUUCUCUCAUUGUUGCGUGGCAGGUGAGGGACAAGCGUGUCCUUGUUGUUGGUGGUGGUGAGGUAGCUGCCGGUCGCAUUGUACAUGCGCUGAAUGCAGACGCCAAGGUCGUUGUUGUCUGUCCAAAGGCGUGUUUGAAUGCCGAAGUGGCUUUUCGCGUGGCCGAACAGCAGGUCGGCCAUGUCGAUCGAAAGUUCCUACCUGAAGAUCUAGUGGGCAUCGACAUGGUCUUCGUGGCCGUUGACGAUCCCGGGGCUUCCACACAGAUAUGGAAGCUGUGUAGGGAGCAGCGUAUCCCUGCUAACAUUGCAGAUGUACCGUCCGAGUGCGAUUUUUACUUUGGCAGCGUACAUCGUGAUGGACCCCUGCAAGUCAUGGUCAGUACAAACGGGAAUGGCCCUAAAUUGGCCAGCAUCAUAAGGAAGAAGAUUGCGGAUACGCUUCCUGAUAAUACCGGUGCAGCCAUCCAGAAUGUGGGGGUGUUGCGCAAGAAGCUGAGAGUAGUUGCUCCAGCUCCUAAUCAAGGGCCAAAGAGAAUGAACUGGAUAUCUCGGGUCUGUGAAACAUGGAGCCUGGACGAGCUUGUUAGCAUGACUGAAGAAGACAUGGACAAUUUGCUUCGGCAUUACGAAUCUGGUAAUGUUCCGAAAUUUGAAGAGGUUCGGCUUGAGCAAGGUGACAAUGUCGCUUCUUUUGAUGGAAGCAUGGGCUGGAGCUCAUGA